GCGCCGGGAGCAGCGGGCGGCCCCCUGGGAGGGCGCGCCGCCGGGGCGGGGAGCAGGGGCGGUCGGGAGUGGAGCUCGGACCUCCGGGAGGUCUUCAGCCCCGCGGGGCUGCGUAACCUGGCGACCACCCCCAGCAGCCGGCCUGGCCAUGGCGGCCCCCCGCCCGCCUCCCCCCCGCCCGCCUCCGGCGAUCUCCGUCUCGGUCUCGGCUCCGGCUUUUUACGCCCCGCAGAAGAAGUUCGGCCCGGUGGUGGCCCCAAAGCCCAAAGUGAAUGCUUUCCGGCAAGGGGACAGCGAGCCUCCCGCGGCAGCCGGGGCCCAGCGCGCACAGAUGGGCCGGGUGGGCGAGAUCCCCCCGCCGCCCCCGGAAGACUUUCCUUUACCACCCCCUCCUCUCCUUGGGGAUGGUGACGACUCGGAGGCUGCCCUGGGAGGCGUCUUCCCACCUCCCCCUCCCCCGAUCGAGGAGCCAUUCCCCCCUGCGCCUCUGGAGGAGGAGAUCUUCCCGUCCCCACCGCCCCCGCUGGCGGAGGACGGAGGGCCUGAGGCCCCCACACCACUCCCACCUCAGCCCAGGGAGAAGGUGAGCAGUAUUGACCUGGAGAUCGACUCUCUGUCCUCGCUGCUGGAUGACAUGACCAAGAAUGAUCCCUUCAAAGCGCGGGUGUCAUCUGGAUAUAUGCCCCCGGCAGUUGCCACUCCAUUCAUUUCCAAACCUAGUACUAAGCCCACAGCAGGGGACACAGCACCUCUGCCUCCUUGGAAGGCCCCUUCUAGCUCCCAGGUGCAGGCUCAACCCCAGAGCCAACCUCACGCCCAGCCUAAGCCCCAGGCCAAGCCCCAAGCCCAGUUCCGGGUCCAGCCUCAGCCUGUGGCCUCAGCUCCCACACAGCCUCGAGGGCCCCCAGCCCCAUCUCCAGCUCCAGCCCCUAAGUUUUCGCCAGUGGCUCCCAAAUUUACUCCUGUGGCUUCCAAGUUUAGUCCUGGAGCCCCCAGUGGACCAGGGUCACAGCCCAACCCAAAACUGGGGCCCGCAGAAGUGCCCUCUUCCACCGGCAUCAGCUCUCCUCAGCCUCCAAGCUUCGCCCAUGCUCAGCAGAGGGAGAAGCCCCGUGUGCAAGAGAAGCAGCACCCAGUGUCCCCACCAGCUCAGAACCAAAGCCAGGUGCGCUCCCCGGGGGUCCCAGGACCCCUGACUCUGAAGGAGGUGGAGGAGCUGGAGCAGCUGACCCAGCAGCUAAUGCAGGACAUGGAGCAUCCUCAGAGACAGAACGUGGCUGUCAGCGAGUCCUGUGGCCGGUGCCACCAGCCCCUGGCCAGAUCGCAGCCGGCAGUCCGCGCGCUGGGGCAGCUGUUCCACAUCACCUGUUUCACGUGCCACCGGUGCCAGCAGCAGCUCCAGGGGCAACAAUUCUACAGCCUGGAGGGGGCGCCCUACUGUGAGGGCUGCUACACUGACACGCUGGAGAAGUGUACCACAUGUGGGCAGCCCAUCACCGACCGCAUGCUGAGGGCCACGGGCAGGGCCUACCACCCACAGUGCUUCACCUGCGUGGUCUGCGCCUGCCCUCUGGAGGGCACCUCGUUCAUUGUGGACCAGGCCAACCAGCCCCACUGCGUCCCUGAUUACCACAAGCAGUACGCCCCCAGGUGUUCCGUGUGCGCCGAGCCCAUCAUGCCUGAACCUGGCCGCGACGAGACCGUGCGUGUGGUCGCUCUGGACAAGAACUUCCACAUGAAGUGUUACAAGUGUGAGGACUGUGGAAGGCCUCUCUCCAUCGAGGCAGAUGACAAUGGCUGCUUCCCCCUGGAUGGCCAUGUGCUUUGUCGGAAAUGCCACACCGCUAGAGCCUAGAGCUGAGCAAAGACUGCCCGCCUCUGGGCUGCACGCCACCCCCACGGACCACCCACGCCGAGACCAGCUGCCCUGCAGCGCCCACCCACCUGUUACUGUUUUGUUGCCUAGCCUCCCUCCAUUCCAAACCCCACCCCAGUAUCAAGCGCCCUGACCCAGGGCUCCACUCCACCCAGGUCUCAGCCCCAGCCCACCCUGCAGGAUGGCUGCUGUCCUGUGGGUGCCCACCUUGGGACACCAGGGUUAGAGCUGCUGCUUCCACUGCUGCACCGGGGCUGGCCGGGCAGCCUUUGUACUCUGCUUGGAGGGGAGGGGAUCCUGGCCCGGGAGCCUUGGCGACUGGCCUAGACACUGCCCCUGUCCUGUGCUGCCAGGUUGUGGCUACAGCUACAAAUAAAACAAACCCUAUUUUCCAGAA
Messenger RNA from Tupaia belangeri chinensis (Chinese tree shrew), 2273 nucleotides. RefSeq names its product zyxin (gene ZYX). NCBI's taxonomy places the organism in Eukaryota, Metazoa, Chordata, Mammalia, Scandentia, Tupaiidae. The record is from RefSeq and is a predicted model, not a curated record. Bases 149 to 1855 code for a protein of 568 amino acids. Gene Ontology annotation, biological process: integrin-mediated signaling pathway; transforming growth factor beta receptor signaling pathway. The transcript has 9 exons. Gene Ontology annotation, cellular component: focal adhesion; cytoplasm; stress fiber.